This is a messenger RNA of Cyprinodon variegatus (sheepshead minnow), 4849 nucleotides long. It is a transcript of the gene fam78ab, whose product is annotated as family with sequence similarity 78 member A. The transcript is spliced from 3 exons. NCBI's taxonomy places the organism in Eukaryota, Metazoa, Chordata, Actinopteri, Cyprinodontiformes, Cyprinodontidae. The record is from RefSeq and is a predicted model, not a curated record. The coding region runs from base 506 to 1399 and encodes 297 amino acids.
GCUGUUGUUACGAUGGGAUGGUGACAGAGACCUGGCAGCUCGCUCAGGAAUCUCCUCUAAGAGCUGCUUAAAAAACCGAAAUGAAAGCCUACGAUCAGCUCGCUCGAACAAUGUGACAACAUUCCUUUAUUUAUUUAUUUUUUGCUGAUUAAGUCUAAUUUUUUUCUCCUUUUUUUCAAUUUCGGAAUUGAAUAUUUUUCUAUAAUAAAUAUGGAACUGGAGCAAAAAAGUUGACCCAGUGGUGUCCUCUGGAUGUCGCAGAGAUCGCUCUUAAAAUCUAUCGGGGAUGUCUAACCUCUCUCGGUGGGACGGUGACUGCAGCCGCCGCCGCUAUAGAGGAGCGGAUAACGGAAUUACCUCUAAGACCGAAGAACUGUGACAGUCAACGCCUUCCUCUCCCUCUCUCUGGAAUCUCACACCGCUGAAAACACUGGAUUCUUUACACACUGUUGGUUCAUAGACUGCUUUAGGGGAGAGGAAGAGAGGAGCAUGUAGGUCAAAACUGAUGGUGGUUCUUCCUGCUGUUUCCAUGCGUCUUUCUUCACCUCCUCCUCCUCCUUCUCCUCCAGAACUUUGGGCUUUUUUGUGGACUGUGUUCCAAUUCAGUGCGAUGGGCUGCAUCCAGAGCAUCAAGUGUAAGCCCAAGAGUUUCCGAGACAGCGUUAUCGUCCUGGAGCUGAAUGCUUCCAUUGACUCCAACCCCACCAGCAUCGACGAGACGUCAAACGUGGUCCUGCGCUACCGGACGCCGCACUUCCGAGCUCAAGCGCGGCUUCUGGUGCCUCCUAUAGCAACCAAAGAGACAUGGACCAUCGGCUGGAUUCAGGCGUGUAACCAUAUGGAGUUUUACAAUACCUAUGGGGACAAAGGAAUGUCAAGUUGGGAGCUUCCUGACCUGCGAGACAGUAAGAUCCGUGCAAUAAGUGACUCGGAUGGCGUCAACUACCCCUGGUACGGCAACACAACAGAGACCUUCACCGUGGUGGGACCCACAAAGAGGGACAGCAAGUUCACAGUUAACAUGAAUGACAAUUUUUACCCCAGUGUCACCUGGGGAGUGCCGGUCAGCGACAGCAACCUGCCACUGCUCAGCAGCAUCCAGCGCGACCAGAGUUUUACCACCUGGCUAGUUGCCAUCAACCAGGCCACCUCAGAGACAGUCGUCCUCCGGACAAUCCGCUGGAGGAUGCGGCUUCACAUUCAUGUGGACCCAGAGAAACCUCUGGGUCAAAGGGCUGUUUUAAAGGAGCCUGUGGCUCAGGAACAGCCUCAAAUAUUGGGCAAGAAUGAACCCAUCCCCCCCAACGCCAUGGUGAAACCCAACGCCAAUGAUGCCCAGGUGCUUAUGUGGCGGCCAAAGAAGGGUGAUCCCGUGGUGGUCAUCCCCCCUAAAUACUAAUCUACUCCUACAGACCAGACUGGCCUUUCAAACCUCUUGUUUCAUCUCCUAUCUUGUUUUUUUUUACUCUCUUUUCACAGCCUCUCAGUGCUUUAAUCUAUGUUUUUUGUUAUUUUCCCUAUUAUUUUGCCUCUAUAAUCUUCUCAUGUUAGUGGAAAAAAAACCCAAACAAACCAACUGACAUGGAAAGGAGGCUAAUAAAUCCAUUGCAGAGAAAAGGAGCGCAUGUUCCCUUCAAGGAAGGAAUUUACUGCAAUUACCUGCAACCAUUCUACCUUCAAACAGAGGUCGGGUGUCACUGUGCUGAAAUGCAAAAAGAACAAAAGCAGUGUUUUCAUUUUGAUUUAACUCUUUGGCUGGGUGAGGCAGCUGAUGUCAACUGUGGUAGAGGUUAGGCAACAUGUCUGCAAACAUGCUGCUCAAACUGUGUACGAAUACUAGAGGAAUUUUUUAAUAUUAUUUAUAGGCUGGAGGAGAAUGCAUUCAAUUGUGUUUUAUGUUUGGUUAUUUACACGAGGAAUUGCAAUGAGUGACUUUUAAUCUAGUCUUUUUUUUAAGAUAUUCUAGACAUUUUAAUCCAUGCUGCCUUAAGUUUACAUUGCUUUCCACUGCAAACAUGUUUUCGCCUUAAACUUAAGUGCAAUGAAGUUAUUUAGUCCUUUGUCCCAAUUCUUCCACACUCUUGGUGUUGCUGGCAUGUGUGUUUAGGACAAGAACCAGAGCACAGAAGCGAACCGCGUUUUAGAUCCACACGUCUAGAAAACUCCAAUGACAUUACGAGUAGAAACAGUUACACAAUCAAACUAACUCGGCUGGUUGUGUUUCAAGUGGAUUAUGCAACAAAAGAGAAGCUCUGUGAAGUCGUCUGUAGUGCUCAGCACGGUAAACUACAAGAACAUCUGGAGAAAAAUCUAGUGAAAAGCACAGUUGACCUCAUUUUUGUCACUUUAUUCUGCUGAUAAGAACUUCAUCUCAGGGCCUCCGUUUUACUUAUUUCCUCUGUCUGCUUUCAUCUGUCUUUUUUCCCAAACUUGUCCUACUGCUGUAUCUCUAUCUAUGGCUUACACUGGACAUAAUGCAGCUUAUCCUUUUUGUUUCUUUAUCAUUUAAAUUGACACUUUCUCUGUGAGAAAAAAAAGAAAUCUACAAUAGUAUUCUGCUAAUUCUCUUUCUCACGUUAUGUGUUCUCCGCUGUCGAGGCAGUGGGGAAGUUUAAUGCCGACUGCACAGCUGGCAUAUAGAUGACCCACUUCUCUUCUCUGCCAGUCGUAGCUCUCGCUGCAUGCGGGGCCUGUCUCCCUUUAUUUUACCGCCAGCUAGAGUAGCGCAGGCACACAUGCAUGAAUAAAGAGCUCUGGUCAGCUAAAUAUCAGUCUCCCAAAUCUGAAUGCUCCUCUAUCUGGAACACUUUACAAGAAAAUAGAAAUCAGAGUUGAAUUUGAAUUUAGGAAUCCACCUCCUCCUUCCAGGUACGAAGCCAAUGACAGAUUUUUUUUUCUUUCCCAAUUUUUAUCCCAGCAGACAAAUGAAAUAGAUAAAAACUUACCAGUUUAUAAACUGAACCUCAUAUUUAAAUGCAAACCUUGCUACAAACUGAAUGACAAUGGUGACAUUUGCCUCAUAUCAGUAUUCUAGAUCGGAAACUGCAGUUUGAAACUGCAGCCAGGAAAAAAAAAAAUCCCUCUGGUAUUGUCUCAAAAAAAACAUCUGCCACUGUCUUUGAAGCUUAACGGUUGAGCCAUUUUAUUUUAUUUGCAUAACAUGCAAAAAUAGAAACAUAGCUUGCUUUAAUAUAAAGCUGGACUAAAGCUGGUACCUCUGCCUGAAAGAGGGGAGAGGCUUGACCCCACCCACUGUGACCCUGAACAGGAUAAAACUGGAAAAAAAAAAUUCUUAAGGAUAAUACGAAAUUCUGAAAACCUGUGUGAAAUUUUUCCUGUGACUAUAAAUGUGGGUUACCUCUGUGGGAUAACAUCCUCUAAAAGCUUUUUGAGAAUGAAAGAUGUAGACCCUUUUCAGUAAGUGUUAUUAUCUUAUUAAGUAAACAUUAUAGUUGCUUCAAUAAAAGCUAUUUGUUCAAUUUUACACCUCCUUACUGUUUGGGGGCAACUGAUCUGAAAGGUUUUUCUUGAUCCAUUCUUAGUGUUUAACGAGGGAAGAUAAUUGGCAGCGUACCGCCUCAUAUCCCUCAUUUCCUCUCUAAUUAACCCUCCUCCCUUUAAAUAACAGUGUUGUGAAAAUAGUUUAAAGUUUUCGACAAUUCUGUUGGCAUAAAUUUGACAUUUAUAAGAUUUAUUUAUUUUUUUUAUCUCCAAAAAGCAGAUGUCUUCUAUUACCUUGAACUAAUUGUUUGCUUUAUCUUCUGGGACAGACUAAUUCAAAUUCCCAUUCCUCCUGCUGUAGAUAAUUCAUUGUCUGCUACCUUUAAACAGAACCAAUGCUGGAAUAUCCCUUAAAUAAUUUUAAAUUCAAACAUUGCUGAAGCCCAUGGUUGGCUUAAGACAGCCAAUGAGUCACAGGGCAUCACUGGAAGUAUUGAAGGAGAAGGGAGGCUACUGGGGGACGGCUGUCACAUUUAGAUAUGCAGUGACAUACUUUCUGAAGCUCUCUUUGGGCCGAACUGAGCUGAGCUGAGCUGGGCUAGUUCAAAUCACUGCUCAGGCUUAAAGGAGGUCAAACAGUAACAGUAAAGGGCUGUCAGAGUGCAAUGUAAAAGUGAAGGCAAACUGAAUCCUUUCAGAAAACCGAAGCUACUGUGUUAUGAGAGCAGCCUGGAUGCAAUCCAAACAAUUUCUUUGUUAUAAAACAAGCUUGAAUAUAAUGUUUUUAAUUUCUAACCGUUCUGCAUGUGGACUUUUUAUUUCAUAGAUUCUUUUAAAAUCCCAGAUGGACAUCAUGUAGCAUAAAAAUACUCUACCAAACAGAUGCCUGCGCUAGUCUGCUGCCAUUGUCUAUCUAUUCUCUCUCUCUCUCUCACACAUACAGAAAGUUCAGCUGAGUUUAUGUCCUUGUCAUGAAACAGGGGUUGAGCAAGCCCACACCAGCACACAGCUUCCCCCUGAGGGGAAGGGCGCAGGCCGGACGCAGUAUCUGAUUGUCACCGCAGUGUCACUUUGGCAGAGUGUACUCAUUUAGGGGGCCUGCACGUGGCUCAUGCGACUACAUGCACGAGAGAAUGGAGCCAUAAGCACAAACACACCUGCUCACUAAUAUUUAGAGAGUGAUGUGCAGCUCGUAUGUUUUGUUUGUUUUAAUAUUGCAAUUUUGAUAACAAAAAAAGUGAAUUUAAGAGAUCACUGAGAGUGUUUGUCAGUAAUCAUCAGUGUUUAUAUGUUGGGUUGAAGCUAAACGACACCAAGUGUCUUUUUCUUUAUCUAAAUCGUGUUCGAUCAUAAUGUGUGAUGUGUUCACACCAGGGGAAAAUGACAGCAAUGCUAUUUGUGCUUCCCU